Messenger RNA from Selaginella moellendorffii, 1089 nucleotides. RefSeq lists its product as uncharacterized. The coding region runs from base 222 to 932 and encodes 236 amino acids. The transcript is spliced from 5 exons. The record is from RefSeq and is a predicted model, not a curated record. Lineage: Eukaryota; Viridiplantae; Streptophyta; Lycopodiopsida; Selaginellales; Selaginellaceae.
GGUUAGCUCAUUUAUAAUGUGCGCUCCACCGCCUCGAGCCAUGGCGAUGGUCACAACGGCCGAUCCUUGCCAUAGCCACGCCGAUCGCGAAAUUCUCGGCAAGAUUUCCACCAGGUACGUGUUCUAGCUUGCUAUCUUCCAUGUCUGGAUUAUUCCCUGGUUUGCCAUGGCUGAAUAGAACGUUUCUCCACGCUAACGGUGGAGAUUAGCUCGGUGGCGAAAUGCUAGCGGCUGAGAUGCGUCCAGGUGGCAAACUGAACACGCGCAAGGAAAACGCAGGGCUUUGCGGGAGGAGCGCAAGAGCCAGCGAGAGAAGAAUGGCGAGCUUUUUUGGGAUGACAAAGCUGGGGACUCGGCACCUUUUUGACGUGAGUUCCAGGCGGAGGGAACUGGAGAACAAGCCCAAGCCCAAGCGCAGAUCCAUUGCCAGCGUCCCUGUCGACGACUUCAUCGCAGCUUUUGAAACCAGAGCUUCCCACAAUCUCUCGCACACGGUUCGUGCGGUCCAGCUGCCGGAGAUUGUCGAGCGUUGCGUGGGGCGGAAGCUGGAUCCCAGGGAGCUAGAGCUGUUUCUCAGGCAUUUUGAUAUUCGAGCUGGCAACAUAAGGCUGGACGAGUUCAGGAGAGGGCUCCAAAAAUUUCACGCCGAGCAAGACCACGCGAUCCAGUUUGCCGAGCGGGCAAAAACUCCUGGUGAAGACUUGGCGAGAUUUGGCAGAUACUCCCAUCUCCAGCUCAAAGAAAGGAGACGUCGGGACACUCGCAAUGACUUUGGACCCAUGGACGUACUACAAUAUCCGCUCACAGCAAACCAGCAAUACGGGUGGGGCAUCGACACGCGCGUGAGAGCCAGGGACGUCUUCCGCCCUCAUUCAUCCACCGACGUCACAAGAUCAGAGGGCAUUUGCCUGGCGAGUUACUAUCUGGUGUGACAAUCGCGAGAUCACUGUCUCAUCGCUCUAUGGUGAGUACUACUCGUAUUGAUCAGUAGAGCACAGAGCUCUAGCAGUCCGCAGUUUCUUUCCGCUUUUCUUUGAAACAGUUUUUUCUGUGAUAAUGGGAUUUAUAACAUCUUUACCGUCGUGUUUC